CGGGACUGAACCGCCUUUGCUGUUACACAAGAGAGCCCACAGCAGCAGUAGCAGCUCGGCAUCCUUCCCCCUUCUGGCCUGUUGGAAGCUGAUGGAAGCAACAGUGCCAUAAAGAAAUGGGCUAGAUAUUUCCAGAGGCUGAAAUCUGGAGACAUUUGAAGGUGUUCUUUGAAACUGCUUCUCUGAAGAUACAUGUAUUCUAUUUUGAGAAGGUUUUUAUAGAAAUAGAAAAAUGAGCUCAGGAAGCCAGACCUGGAAGGUCCCACAGUGAUCAUUUAAUCUAAAUAUUCCCUUCACAAUUGAGGAAGGAAGGAGAAUACCCACCAAGACCAUCACUAUGACCGAUGGGGACUAUGAUUAUCUGAUCAAACUCCUGGCCCUUGGAGAUUCGGGGGUGGGGAAGACGACAUUUCUUUAUCGAUACACGGACAAUAAAUUCAAUCCCAAGUUCAUCACAACAGUAGGAAUAGACUUUCGGGAAAAACGUGUGGUUUAUAACACCCAAGGACCAAAUGGCUCAUCAGGGAAAGCAUUUAAAGUGCAUCUUCAGCUCUGGGACACUGCCGGACAAGAGCGAUUCCGGAGCCUCACCACUGCAUUUUUCAGAGAUGCCAUGGGUUUCUUAUUAAUGUUUGACCUCACCAGUCAACAGAGCUUCUUAAAUGUCAGAAACUGGAUGAGCCAACUGCAAGCAAAUGCUUAUUGUGAAAAUCCAGAUAUAAUAUUAAUUGGCAACAAAGCAGACCUGCCAGACCAGAGGGAAGUCAAUGAAAGGCAAGCCCGGGAGCUGGCUGACAAAUACGGUAUACCAUAUUUUGAAACGAGUGCUGCAACUGGCCAGAAUGUGGAGAAAGCUGUGGAAACCCUUCUGGACUUAAUCAUGAAGCGAAUGGAACAGUGUGUAGAGAAGACACAAGUUCCCGACACAGUCAAUGGUGGAGACUCUGGAAAGCAAGAUGGAGAAAAACCAGCAGAGAAGAAAUGCGGCUGCUAGACACUUCGUAGGAACUGAUCAUCUAAAACCCCACCCAAAUAUUACUUCCAAAAAAAAGCAACAAACCACAAAAUUGUUUUUGAGUAGACCAUGCAUAAUGGCAUGUCUUUCUUUUUCUGCCAGAAAAAUCUAUUUUAAGAAACCAGAAUAGUCAAUGGUGUUCAAAAGAAUUCAAACAAGAUCAGAGAUUUCCUAAUGUGCUCUCACGGUCAUGGAUGCACAA
Lontra canadensis (Northern American river otter) is the source of this 1217-nucleotide messenger RNA. It is a transcript of the gene RAB27B, whose product is annotated as RAB27B, member RAS oncogene family. The transcript has 8 exons. Gene Ontology annotation, cellular component: secretory granule; melanosome. Lineage: Eukaryota; Metazoa; Chordata; Mammalia; Carnivora; Mustelidae. Bases 338 to 994 code for a protein of 218 amino acids. Gene Ontology annotation, biological process: melanosome transport; positive regulation of exocytosis. The record is from RefSeq and is a predicted model, not a curated record. Gene Ontology annotation, molecular function: GTPase activity; GTP binding.